Messenger RNA from Zalophus californianus (California sea lion), 1181 nucleotides. Its product is annotated as sperm acrosome-associated protein 5-like. Gene Ontology annotation, cellular component: sperm flagellum; acrosomal vesicle. The record is from RefSeq and is a predicted model, not a curated record. Gene Ontology annotation, molecular function: lysozyme activity. Gene Ontology annotation, biological process: fusion of sperm to egg plasma membrane involved in single fertilization. Bases 588 to 1181 code for a protein of 197 amino acids. NCBI's taxonomy places the organism in Eukaryota, Metazoa, Chordata, Mammalia, Carnivora, Otariidae. The transcript is spliced from 5 exons.
AGUAGGGGGCGCAUCUCUGUGUCGUGUGUCAUGUAUAAUAUGUAACGGAGGGCAGAGUGUGAUUGAAUGGGGUGACCAUGGGCCAGAUUCCAGGAAAUUAGGGUGGAACUGUGCAUAGUAAGUGAAGCGAAGGAGGUGCCAAGAAUGGGUAAAUGGAGGCAACGAGGGGCAGAAGGCGAGGGCACGGUGGCCAUAUUGUGCAGAGUGUGGGAGGAGGCACAAUGUAGUGAACAGAGCUGGCUGCUGAGCAGAGUGGGGGGAAUGGAGGGGACGAGGGGCAGAGUGAGUGGAAAUGGAGGGAACCAAGUGGUAGAGCGUGACUGAAAACAGUGGAGUGGCACCGUGUUAAGGAAAGUGGGGGAAUGUGGCUGACUGUGAGGCCCAGGGCCUGAGUCCUAUCUCUGUGUCUCCAGCCCCUCUCUUCCUGCAUCUCUUUCUGACAUCUCAGGGUUUCUCCCUGGUUUUGCCUCCUCCCAUCUUUGUGUACAGGUCAGUAUCUUUCUUUUCCCUUGUGUGUCCGUCUCCAACAGAGGUGGCACUUGGAAAGACAGUGAGCCCUCUGGCUUCUGUGUUUCAGAAUCUAUUAGAUGGUAUUUGCUCAUAGAGCCCAGAGGUCCAGAAUGCCCCUAGUUCUGAACAGGGCAUUUGAGUCCGGAGCAAAGAGUUGGCCAGGAGGGCCUAUGGGUGUUAUAAUGCAGACCUGGGUCACUGUGGCGGUGACUCUGGCCACACUGAUGGUCGCCACUGUGGAUGCGAAGAUCCAUAAACGCUGUGAACUGGCAACGAAGCUGGAGAAGGCGGGCCUCAGUGGCUUUAAGGGCUACAGCGUUGGAGACUGGCUGUGCAUGCCACACUAUGAGAGUGGCUCUGACACCGUCUUCGUGGACCACGAUCACGACGGCAGCACCGGAUACGGCAUUUUCCAGCUGAGCUCCACCUGGUGGUGUAACAAUGGUAUUACACCCACCCAGAACCUCUUGUCACAUCAAUCCUGCUACAACCUGCUCAGCCACCAUAUUCUGGAUGAUAUCUUGUGUGCCAGGCAGGCGGUGUCCUCAGAGAAUGGCAUGACUUCUUGGGAUUCAUGGACCCGGCACUGUUCUGGCCAUGAUUUAUCUGAAUGGCUCAAGGGAUGCAAUAUGCAUGCCAAAGCUAACUCAAAGAAAACUAGUAAUUCAUGA